UUGGCGCUAAGAAUCUCUUGUCCACCGUCGUAGUAAUACGUGAACCGUCAUUGGCAUUUGUAGUUGCAGCUAGUUUGGAUAUCAUUAUUAUCACACCUAAGUGUGUCAAAUCAGUGAGACCAUUCAGCAGUUUGUAGUUUCGCGAGUAGUCGAACAUUUGCUCUAUCCAGUGCAGUUCAAAAUGUAGCACCAUGAAGCAUCAGCAGUGCGUAAUUGAUCUCGCGAUCGUACUGGUUACGAUUCCAUCUCUAAUUGUUGUAGCGCUGCUGUUGGAGUAUACGAUGAACCAUACCGACUGGGCUGACCGGCUGGAGUCCCAAAUUAUCGUGCUGGGCCUGGCCGUGGCAUUCUUUGUGCUCUGCAUCAUGAUGGCCUUGUAUCUAACGCAUCGGAUAGGAUCAUGCCUAUGGACCGGGCCUCUUCCAGCUGAUCUUCACCGUACGAUCUUCACCGUUGUGCGGGAUUUGGAGAGCGGUCCACCCCCGGACUAUGAUACCAUCCUGCUGGAUCCACCACCAUACGAAAAGUUGGAGAAGUACUUACUUCUGGAUGAACCUCCUCCGUCUUAUGCCGCUUCCAUGGCGUCAUUGGAGGGUGCUCAUAUCUGAUAAGAGGGACUUGUUUGUUGAUAUUGUUUUUGUUUGAUGUGUACCGAAAACAGGGAUAGCUACAUUUCAAUUAGUGGUACACAGCGGGAUCUUAUGAGCGAAUAAACUAAACUUUUGAUGUGCACUGCUAGAACACAA
Molecule: messenger RNA, 746 nt
Organism: Aedes aegypti (yellow fever mosquito)
Lineage: Eukaryota; Metazoa; Arthropoda; Insecta; Diptera; Culicidae
Exons: 2
Coding region: 192-608 (138 amino acids)
Source: RefSeq, a predicted model, not a curated record